ACUUCCUUGAUAUUUUUUCAGUAUAAAAAAAGCUCAUAGAAACCAAAAUGGCCUGAGAGAUACAGGCCCCACAGCCUCUCCUCUCAGCUGAGACAACACACGAACACAACCUGUCACCUAUCUGUCACCCCCCCCCCCCUUCCUUUUGCCGCUCCGCCUGAGCCCUGCUGAUCCCACUAUCUCUGUCAGUCAGCUCUACACACCUCCAGCCAUAACCCUUCCGCACCUGUCACUCACCCGAGCAGGCGUGGCUUGGCGGGGAAGAAGGCGGAGUUUGAUCGUUCUUGGGGGCGUUUCCUGGACCUGAGUGUGGAAGAACUGCAGCAGUGCGAGUGACGGGCACAGAGAGAGUAGAGAGGGGGCUCGGCAAGGGGAAGGGUGCAGUUUCCCCAUCGCAGCCUUCAUUAUAUUUAUUCACAGUAUAUUUAUUUUUUCAUAUAGGCACAGAGUGUAUAUAUAUAUAUAGCUAUAUUUAUUCAUAGAGUAUAGUGCGGAGAGUGGCAAUCAUGGCACAGCCAGAUAGGAAGCUUUUCGAGAAUCUGUCCGGGAAGGGCAAAGCCAUCGGGGUGCUGACCAGCGGAGGAGAUGCCCAAGGUAUGAACGCAGCUGUGCGCGCCGUAGUGCGAAUGGGCAUCUACGUACAAGCCAAAGUGUACUUCAUUUAUGAGGGCUACCAAGGAAUGGUGGAUGGCGGAGACAACAUUGAGGAAGUGUCAUGGGAAAGCGUUUCUAGCAUCUUGCAAGUGGGUGGGACCGUCAUUGGUAGUGCGCGUUGCAAGGCAUUCCGGACUCGCGAAGGACGUUUGCAGGCAGCUUAUAACCUUGUUCAACGUGGAAUUACCAAUCUGUGUGUUAUUGGCGGUGAUGGCAGUCUGACAGGUGCUAACCUGUUCCGUGAGGAAUGGAGCGGGCUUCUUGAUGAACUAAUGCAAAAUGGAAAAAUUGAGGCAGAAGCAACCAGGGAAUAUGCCCAUCUGAACAUUGUAGGAAUGGUGGGAUCUAUAGAUAAUGAUUUCUGUGGAACUGAUAUGACCAUUGGGACCGACUCUGCACUGCAUAGGAUUAUUGAAGUGGUUGAUGCUAUCAUGACCACAGCUCAGAGCCACCAGAGGACCUUUGUGCUGGAAGUUAUGGGAAGACACUGUGGGUACCUCGCUCUGGUCAGUGCCUUAGCUUGUGGGGCAGACUGGGUGUUUAUCCCUGAAUACCCUCCGGAAGAGGGAUGGGAAGACAUGAUGUGCAACAAACUGUCUGAGAAUCGUGCAAGGAAGAAAAGGCUUAAUAUCAUCAUUGUAUCAGAAGGAGCCAUCGACUGCCAUAAUAAGGCAAUCACGUCAGACAUGGUUAAGGAUCUUGUUGUGAAACGCCUGGGGUUUGACACCCGUGUUACAAUAUUGGGCCAUGUCCAAAGAGGUGGAACCCCAUCAGCUUUUGACAGGAUUCUGGCAAGUCGAAUGGGAGUGGACUGUGUGUUGGCCCUGCUUGAAGCUACGCCAGAAACGCCAGCCUGUGUUGUGUCGUUAUGUGGAAACCAAGCUGUGCGACUGCCCCUUAUGGAAUGUGUUCAGAUGACCCAGGAAGUGCAGAAGGCCAUGGAUGAAAGAAGAUUUGAUGAUGCUGUAAGGUUACGGGGAAGGAGCUUUGAAAAUAACCUAAACACUUACAAGCUGCUCUCCCAUAAGAAAAAUGUAGCAGACCUUCCAAAGAGUAAUUUCACCGUGGCCGUUCUGAAUGUGGGGGCACCGGCUGCGGGCAUGAACGCUGCAGUCAGAUCUGCGGUGAGAGUAGGAAUAACAGAAGGCCACAAAAUGCUAGCCGUCAAUGAUGGUUUUGAAGGAUUCGCCAAGGGGCAGAUUAAAGACAUAAAAUGGGGAGAUGUUGGUGGCUGGACUGGUCAAGGUGGAUCUCUUCUGGGAACAAAGAGGACCCUUCCUGCUAAAUACUUUGACAAAAUUGCAGAGCAAAUCCGAACGCAUAAAAUUAACGCUCUCCUUGUCAUUGGUGGAUUUGAGGCCUACUUGGGACUGAUGGAAAUGGUUGAGGGCCGAGGGAAGUAUGAUGAGUUCUGUAUCCCUAUGGUCAUGGUUCCCGCUACUGUCUCCAACAAUGUGCCCGGCUCAGAUUUCAGCAUUGGUGCAGAUACAGCUCUGAACACUAUAACCGAUACGUGUGAUCGCAUCAAACAGUCAGCGAGUGGAACCAAACGGCGGGUCUUCAUCAUUGAAACCAUGGGUGGCUACUGCGGCUACUUGGCUAACAUGGGCGGCCUCGCGGCCGGUGCAGAUGCGGCGUACAUCUUUGAAGAAUCCUUUGAUAUUCGGGAGCUCCAGGCAAAUGUGGAACAUUUAACAGAGAAGAUGAAAACAAGCAUCCAAAGAGGUCUGGUACUGAGGCCUCGCCUAUUCAUAGAUCAGCCUCCCAUUCAAACCACUCCCCGGUUGUUAAGAAAUGAGAACAGCAAUGAGAACUACACGACAGAUUUCAUUUAUCAGCUUUACUCGGAGGAAGGCAGAGGCGUGUUUGACUGCAGAAAGAAUGUAUUGGGCCACAUGCAGCAGGGUGGCGCUCCUUCCCCGUUCGACAGAAACUUCGGCACUAAAAUUUCUGCCAAAGCCGUCCAGUGGAUUUCCAAGAAGUUAAAAGAAACCUACAGGAAAGAUGAAGGCAGGGUAUUCGCCAACACGGACGACAGCGUUUGCCUGUUAGGAAUGCGCAGGAGGAACCUUCUUUUCCAGCCAGUUACACAACUCAAGGACGAAACAGACUUCAAGCACAGGAUUCCCAAGGAACAGUGGUGGCUGAAGAUGAGGCCUUUGAUGAAGAUUCUGGCCAAGUACAAGACAAGCUACGACAUUUCAGACGCCGGGAAGCUGGAACACGUGAACAUGUGCAGACGGAAAGAUGAAACGGGACCCAUCUGAACUUCAUGCCCAAACCUAUUGUUAUCGCCUAUCUACAUUGUGUGCUGUAGCGCCAUAGUCUGUCACUUGCCUAUUGCUAUUUAUUGCUCCAGCACUUUCUGUCCAUCCGGUUUCCAUUGCGAGGCCCGCGCAGCCCCAGUACCAUCUAUACAUAUCUCUCCAGCCCAGGCCCGCGCAGCCCCAGUACCAUCUAUACGUAUCUCUCCAGCCCAGGCCUGCGCAGCCCCAGUACCAUCUAUACGUAUCUCUCCAGCCCAGGCCCGCGCAGCCCCAGUACCAUCUAUACAUAUCUCUCCAGCCCAGGCCCGCGCAGCCCCAGUACCAUCUAUACAUAUCUCUCCAGCCCAGGCCCGCGCAGCCCCAGUACCAUCUAUACGUAUCUCUCCAGCCCAGGCCCACGCAGCCCCAGUACCAUCUAUACGUAUCUCUCCAGCCCAGGCCCGCGCAGCCCCAGUACCAUCUAUACGUAUCUCUCCAGCCCAGGCCUGCGCAGCCCCAGUACCAUCUAUACAUAUCUCUCCAGCCCAGGCCUGCGCAGCCCCAGUACCAUCUAUACGUAUCUCUCCAGCCCAGGCCCGCGCAGCCCCAGUACCAUCUAUACAUAUGUGUAAAUGCCACACCCACCUGUAUUCCAACCCAUUUUACUCCGGCUCCAAUAUUCCACAUAUUGCCUUUAUGAGUAAAAUGGGACAACAAAAAACCCCCAACAUUUGGAAACGUUCCUGCUGCGUAGUUGAGUUCUGCUUCUAUUCCACUUUGUACCAGAGACGUAAUGAUUCCACACGUACAAUCAAUGUGCAAUGUUUGGAUUUUUGUUUUUUUAGUGACAAGUUAUAUAUGUUGGUGUAAAAUCACAAAAAUAAAAAAAAAAACUCGCAAACCAAA
Xenopus tropicalis (tropical clawed frog) is the source of this 3806-nucleotide messenger RNA. RefSeq names its product phosphofructokinase, platelet (gene pfkp). Bases 507 to 2921 code for a protein of 804 amino acids. The transcript is spliced from 24 exons. Lineage: Eukaryota; Metazoa; Chordata; Amphibia; Anura; Pipidae. Gene Ontology annotation, cellular component: 6-phosphofructokinase complex; cytoplasm. Gene Ontology annotation, biological process: fructose 6-phosphate metabolic process; glycolytic process; glycolytic process through fructose-6-phosphate. The record is from RefSeq and is a predicted model, not a curated record. Gene Ontology annotation, molecular function: ATP binding; 6-phosphofructokinase activity.